AUGAGGCUAGAAGCAUCUGUUGGUAAAGACACACAGGAGUUAUCCCAAGAAAGAUUGGGUAACAACUCUAAUCAGAAUAUCAGUGGGAUGGGUUCAUUCUUACAAAAAUUUCAGACCAGUGAUUACAUAAGAAAGGAAGAGGAGAAGAAGCGACUUGAAGAAGAUCGUAAGACCAAAGAAGCAGAAGGCGUAAUUAAUUACGAAAUGCAUUAUUUAGUCAAGGAAUUCAACAAAAUCAACAAAAGCUGUCUAUGCAAAGAGUGUAAUAAAGUGAUCCAGCUACAUGAAAAUACCAAAGCUAUUAGAAGGAUGAAGUUCCAUAAUAAAUGAUUUGAUAAUUCUGCUUAUAAGGUAUAUUUUACUCCCAUUUAUCACCCAGGAUCUGAACUCUUAAUCUUCGAAAUCACUAAAUCCCAAAGGAAGAGGUAGAUCUAAAGGCACCUAAGCCCUCUGAUCGCACCCAGGCUUCCUCUAAGCCCACUUCUACUCACCAGCGUGGCAAAAGACGUCCAAAGACAGUGAAAAAUUCUCGAGCCCAGGACCAAAAUUCAACAAAAUCCCCUGAAAAGACCACUGGUUCCAAAAAGACGCCGAACAGACAUCCGACUCCAUUCCCGCAGAAAGUACGGAAGGCCGUCCGCAAAUAAGCUGUAGGCUUACUUAAUUUAUAUAAGAAUCUUAC
Molecule: messenger RNA, 682 nt
Organism: Moneuplotes crassus
Lineage: Eukaryota; Ciliophora; Spirotrichea; Euplotida; Euplotidae
Source: the annotation of a GenBank genome assembly